Messenger RNA from Atta colombica, 1845 nucleotides. It is a transcript of the gene Hlc, whose product is annotated as probable ATP-dependent RNA helicase DDX56. The coding region runs from base 155 to 1822 and encodes 555 amino acids. The transcript has 7 exons. Gene Ontology annotation, molecular function: nucleic acid binding; ATP binding; RNA helicase activity. Gene Ontology annotation, cellular component: nucleolus. The record is from RefSeq and is a predicted model, not a curated record. Lineage: Eukaryota; Metazoa; Arthropoda; Insecta; Hymenoptera; Formicidae.
UGAACCAAAAUUUAAAAAAUUUCACGAACUUGAGCUGGAUGACAGGAUACUGAAGUUUAUCAACUAAUUGAAAGUUAUUUUUUAUAUGACUUUCUGCUUUCGUUUCACAAUGAUAUUGUGACAUUGUGAUAUAUGAUAUGAAUCCGACUAAAGAAUGCAACGGACUGCCUAUCGAAGAAAUAAUAAUUCUAAGAGGACUAUUGAGUUUGUAUAUUUUUGGCACUCCAAGUUCUCGGAAGUAACCCAUCACUGCAAUGCUAUUACAAAACUAGGUUGGACGGAACCUACAUUAAUACAAGACAAAGUGAUACCUUUGUUAUUGGAAGGAAAGGAUCUCUUAAUCAAGGCUCGUACAGGUUCGGGUAAAACUGCUGCCUUUGUAGUACCACUUAUUCAGAAAAUAUUGAUAAACAAACGGAUACAAGAGAAACAGGAGAUCAAGGGCCUGAUCGUCGCACCUAGCAAGGAACUGUGUAGGCAAAUUCAUGAUGUUAUCGUGAGCCUAACAACAAAAUGCUGUAGGGAAGUCAGAACAGUUGAUCUUAGUUUACAAACGGAUUUAAAUGCGCAAAAACUUUUACUGAGAGAUAUGCCAGAUAUUGUUGUGGUUACACCGGGUCGAUUGCUACAGCAUUUAAAAGCAAAAAAUUUAAUGCUGAAACAUAGUCUCGAUACGUUUAUAAUUGAUGAAGCUGAUUUGCUAUUUUCAUUUGGAUACGAAAAGGACUUAAAAGCUGUAUUAGCUUAUUUACCAACAACAUAUCAAACAAUUUUGGCAUCUGCUACAUUGUCUGAAGAUGUUCAAAGUUUAAAAAAAUUAAUUCUUCACAAUCCUGCAAUUUUAAAGCUAGAAGAGCCACCAUUAGCUCCUCCUACACAAUUGGCUCACUAUACUUUGGCUGCAGAAGAAAAUGAUAAAGCUGCUAUUUUAUAUGCUUUAUUAAAAUUACAUUUAAUUAGGGGCAAAUCUAUAAUUUUUGUACAUACUGUGGAUAGAUGCUAUAAAUUGAAAUUAUUCUUAGAGCAAUUUGGUAUUCCAACUUGUGUUUUAAAUUCCGAAUUACCAGCAAAUUCAAGAUGUAGAGCGGUUUCACAAUUUAACAGUGGCACUUAUGAUAUUAUAAUAGCAUCGGAUGAGAAAGUACUAGAAGAGUCGCAUAUGAUAAAGAUGAAAAAAAGUAAACGAAAAAAAGACAAGGAAUCUGGUGUAACACGGGGCAUCGAUUUUCAAUUUGUAUCCAAUGUAAUCAACUUUGACUUCCCAUUGAAUUUAAACUCUUACGUACACAGAGCAGGGCGUACUGCUCGUGGAAAGAACCAUGGAACCGUUCUUAGCUUCGUAGCUAUUAAGGAAAAAUCAUUAAUGGAAAAAAUAGAACAAGAAUUGAAGCACACUUACCAUUGUGAGAAUCUAUUUAAAAUUUAUCAAUUUAAAUUGGAAGAAAUGGAAGGCUUUCGAUAUCGUGCGAAAGAUGCUUGGAAAGCCGUUACAAGGAUUGCUGUUCGAGAAGCGAGAUUGAAAGAAAUUAAACAAGAAGUUAUAAAUUGUGAAAAGCUAAAAAGUUAUUUUGAGGAUAAUCCACGAGACUUGAAAUCAUUACGGCAAGACAAGACGUUGCAUACUGUGAAACUUCAACCACAUUUAAAAGAUGUGCCUGAAUAUAUAAUACCACCCACUUUGAAGAAAAUCAUGGGAAUAGGAAGAAGAAAAAGAAAAUUUGAUAGAGAUUCUGUAUCAGGAGCAACAACCAAAUCAAGAUAUCUAGCACGUGCUUCAAAUCCAUUGAUAAGUUUACAGAUACCAGGAAAUAAGUCUCUGUAAUAAGUUCGUCAAAAUUAUAGUAU